AUGGAGAGCAAAAAAUCGGUAAUUGAUGCUGCUCGCGAGGGAGAUACUGAAAUACUAAACAAACUGCUUCAAGAAAAUCCAUCCCUUCUUGAUGAUGUUGCAUUUGGUAAUCCUCCGGAGUCUGUUCUACAUGUUGCAAUUAAAGGUGGACAUGUGAGAUUUGUGAUUGAGCUUAUGAAGCACAACAAGAAGCUGGCUAGAGAAUUUGACAGAGGUGGUUUUCGGCCUCUAGAUGUAGCUGCAAUCAUGGGGAACGUCAAAAUGGUGAAACAGAUUCUGAGGUUGGAUCCUGGAUUAUGUCUUCUCAAAGGAAAAGGCCAAAGAACAGCUCUCCACUAUGCUGCUAGUAAAGGGAAAGUUGAGGUUAUAGAUGAAUUACUCUCCUCCUGCCCUGAUUGUCUUAAAGAUGUCACAUUUAGUCAGGAAACUGCACUUCACCUGGCUCUAAAAUGCUACCAAUUUGAAGCAUUUAAAGUUUUAGUCAAGUAUCUUGAAAUUCAUAUGCUACACUGGAUCAUAAAUUGGCGUGAUUUCAAUGGAAACACUGUAUUGCACCUUGCUGCUUCAACAAAGCAACAUGAGUGCAUAGAAGUACUAUUCAGCAGCAGAGACAUCUAUGCAACUGUCAAGGUGAAUGCCAAGAACUUCAAGGGUGUGACAGCUGCUGAUAUCCUCGAUAUUGUGAUGGAAAGUUCGGAUGAUUUUCGUUCAAGACAAUUGAUCUUACAACAUGCUAGUGGGGAUCAUUCAACAAAUUCUGUUUCUCAGGCCAAACAUCAACCGAAUAGAGCUGAUUAUCAGUCACAACCUUCAAAGGACUGGUUCAAGUAUUUCAAAUUCCAGGUCCAAAGAGAUUCCCCAAGUGCUACACGCAAUGCACUAUUGGUAGUUGCUGCCUUGAUAGCCACUGUUACAUUUCAGGCAGGGGUAACACCUCCAUCUGGGGUCUUAGAUAAGCCUAACCAGCCAAAUCCUGAUCAGAAUCAAGCUGGUUUGCCAUCGCCACCUGCGUAUAACCCUAUAGCAGUUUCUGGUCUUGCUGCUGCCUCAGCAAUCUUUGGCUCACAUGCUACUUCCUACUUAUUCUUGUUUUCCAAUUCUUUAGGCCUCACAGCAUCACUAAGCAUCAUAAUUUAUCUCACUGGAGGGUUUCCAUUCCAAAGAGAACUUCUGAUAUCUAUAUUUGCUAUUCCAAGAUUAAUUCCAUAA
Messenger RNA from Coffea arabica (coffee), 1209 nucleotides. NCBI's taxonomy places the organism in Eukaryota, Viridiplantae, Streptophyta, Magnoliopsida, Gentianales, Rubiaceae. The record is from RefSeq and is a predicted model, not a curated record.